This is a messenger RNA of Penicillium subrubescens, 1194 nucleotides long. RefSeq lists its product as uncharacterized. Gene Ontology annotation, molecular function: transmembrane transporter activity. Lineage: Eukaryota; Fungi; Ascomycota; Eurotiomycetes; Eurotiales; Aspergillaceae. The transcript is spliced from 4 exons. The record is from RefSeq and is a predicted model, not a curated record. Gene Ontology annotation, biological process: transmembrane transport. Gene Ontology annotation, cellular component: fungal-type vacuole membrane. Bases 1 to 1194 code for a protein of 397 amino acids.
AUGCCUCAGCCAACAGAUAAAACCACAACAACAGACGACCUCGAAACCAGAUUACCCCCAGAAGAAGGCGUUCAAGGGUGGACCUGUGUAUUUGGCUCAUUUCUUGCUCUCUUUUGCACAUUUGGAUUUCUCAAUGCCUUCCCCAAUACACAAAACCUCCCUCCGAACCUAAUAUCUCCCCCUCCAUCCAAUCCAUCCAGCAUCGGCGUCUUCCAAACAAUAUACCAAAAAGACACACUAAGCACCUACACCCCAUCAUCCAUAUCCUGGAUCUUCGCCGUCCAAAUAAGCCUAAUGUGGGCCCUAGGCCCCCUCUACGGCCGCAUCCUAGACACAUACGGCCCGGCGCCCGUCCUCUACCCCUGCAGCAUCCUCUGCAUCCUCUCGCUAUGUAUGACCAGCCUCGCAAACCAAUACUACCAGAUCUUUCUCGCGCAGGGCCUGGGUUUCGGCAUGGGUGCCGGUGGGGUCUUUACGUCUGCAAUGGUCUGCGUCGGACAAUGGUUUAGUAGACGGCGUGGACUUGCGAUUGGAAUUGCGAGUUGUGGUGCUAGUGUGGGUGGGGUUAUUUUUCCGGUGUUUUUGGAGAGGGUUAUACUGGCAAAGGGGUUUUAUGCGGCUGUUAGGUGGACAGCUUUGGUUGUGGGAGUGCUUUUGGGGGGGGCUUGUUGGUUUAUAAAGGGGAGGUUGCCGAGGAAAGUGUGGAGGUGGGAGGGGAGGUGGUUUGAUGGGGGGUUGUUUGGGGAGAGGCAGUUUGCUUGGUAUACUUUUGGGGCUUAUUUUGUUAUGUGGGGUCUUUGGGGACCGUUUGAUUUCCUGUCCAGCAUGGCUGAGGCUAAAGGAUUCUCGUCGACGUUGUCUUUUUAUUUGAUAUCGAUGAUGAAUGCAACCUCCAUAUUUGGUCGAAUCAUCCCACCAUAUCUAGCUGAUCACAUCGGCCAUUUCAACGUAUUGACUACAUGCGCCCUGCUAACGGGUGGUUCAACGCUUUUUCUCUGGCUCCCAUUCAACUACCAUCCCUCACAUGCAGGGAUCAUUGCAUUCGCGCUCGCGUACGGGUUCGUUAGCGGGGCUGUGGUAUCUUUGCUCAUGCCCUGUGUUGCAAAGACGGGCAGUCUAGAAACCCUCGGCCAGCGCUUUGGAACGUUCCAGAUGGUUAUUUCAGUCAGGUGGGUCCGGAUUCUUCUUAUUUAG